Molecule: messenger RNA, 651 nt
Organism: Bufo gargarizans (Asiatic toad)
Lineage: Eukaryota; Metazoa; Chordata; Amphibia; Anura; Bufonidae
Exons: 4
Coding region: 1-651 (216 amino acids)
Biological process (GO): regulation of transcription by RNA polymerase II
Cellular component (GO): transcription regulator complex; nucleus
Source: RefSeq, a predicted model, not a curated record
AUGGAUGUUGAGAAGCUGAUUGUCCUGGUGCAGGAUAGGCCCUGCCUCUGGGAUCUCCGUUGUUCUGAAUACCAGGACCGAUAUAAAAAGGACGCUGCCUGGGAGGAGGUUACCCAGGAUCUAUUUGCAGCCAUAUGGCAAACGACAAAAGGGCAAAGUCGCCGGAAUUUAAUUGAAGAGGUCAAGAAUCGUUGGCGGAGCUGCCGAGACCAAUUCCGCAAGGAAAUGCGAAAGCAGGGGCGGAGCGGGGCUGGUCUCCCCAAGAAAAGGCCGUACCUCUUCCGGGAGCAGCUAAUGUUCCUCCGCGCUGUCAUGGAUCUGCGUCCAACGGAGGACAACCUAGAGGAGGAUGAAGACGAAUCUGCACCCCAGUUGUCAAGUGCCUGUGACGAGGAGCCGACAGCUGGGCAGCAGGAGAGUCUUCCGGGACCAACACCAGGACCUUCCGAGCCUCCUGCAGCAUCAGGAGCUGAUUCCCCCCCCCUCCCUCUGGCUCUACCCAUCAGGUCCAGACGACGGGCAAAUCCCCCUGCCGAGUCCAACAUGGGCUCACAUUUACUCCGAGCAGACAAUAAGAUAGAUUUGGAGCAUCAUGAAAGAAGUUGGGAAGAUUUUGCUACUUACAGCAUCUUCUUGUUUGGCUUGUUUUAG